CGCCGACGCACAUGACUAUGCAGAAAGUAUAAAGGCUUCCAACUGCCUGGUCCAACACAAUGGAUGGGUCAGUCUUUGGUCGAGACCCACAGUUCUAAAAAGUACAUGCAAGAUUGAUGUAAAAUACUUCCCCUUCGAUAAGCAACAAUGUCGACUUAAGUUCGGUUCAUGGACGUAUAACGGAGAACAAAUAAAUCUUAAUCAGCAUGCCGUGAAGCCGGACUUAACUAACCUCGUUCCCAAUGAACAAUGGGAUCUUUUGUACGCGAUUACCACCAGGCACAGCAUGCGAUACGAAUGCUGUCCCGAUACUUACCACGAUGUAACGUUUUUAGUUGGUCUUGAACGGAAACCCUUGUAUUAUAUUUACAAUCUGAUUAUGCCAUGUGUUCUCUUGUCGGCGCUAUCACUUUUAGGAUUUUUCAUGCCCUAUGACGUGGUGUUGUGAAAGUGUCAUUGAGCGUGACCUUGAUCCUCUCGCUCACUGUGUUUCUUCUGCUAGUGGCCGAAAUGAUGCCGAGGACGUCCGAUGAAAUUCCACUUAUAGGGCAAUAUUAUGCUGCUACAAUGUUCCUAAUAUCUAUAUCCACGGCGAUGAACGUGGCUGUGCUGAACGUGAACGAACGCGGUGCACUUGGAGUAUUCGAGGUUCCCCGCUGGAUCAGAAUAGUGGUGCUCAAAUACAUGGCGACACUGGUGUUCAUGAGUGAUUGUUCGAAAUCUAGAAUGAUAAAAACUGCUUCACUCGAUAGAACACAGGGAAACAGUAGCGUAAACUCAAAAUACUACGUCCAGCGAGAUUGCAGCGGCAACAGCACUGGGAGUAUGAACAAUAGGCACUGCAGAAUGCCGAUGGGUACCGGUUACAAUGAACAGGAUAUGCUCCUAGAAGAUCGCUCUGACCACACAACACUCGAUGGAUGUAGUGACAGGCGACUUCAUAGACUCGAAAAAACGGUCGAUCUCAUUUUGAGACAUUUGAAAACGGCACAGAGGAGAAAAGAGAAGUACACAAUUGUGAGACAAGAGUGGGCACUGGUUGCCACUGUUCUCGACAGAGUCUUGUUGACGAUGUUCGUCCUCUGCACGGGGAUAACGACAUUGACGUUGUUGCUCCAAAGACAAGGACCUCUAAUACCGUUCGAUCCGUUUGAUGAAUACGCGGUGUUCGACCUUGAACAGUACCAGCCGAAUAUUGCGUACGACACUUAA
This is a messenger RNA of Saccoglossus kowalevskii, 1212 nucleotides long. Its product is annotated as neuronal acetylcholine receptor subunit alpha-10. Gene Ontology annotation, biological process: monoatomic ion transmembrane transport. NCBI's taxonomy places the organism in Eukaryota, Metazoa, Hemichordata, Enteropneusta, Harrimaniidae. Gene Ontology annotation, molecular function: transmembrane signaling receptor activity; acetylcholine-gated monoatomic cation-selective channel activity. Gene Ontology annotation, cellular component: postsynaptic membrane. The record is from RefSeq and is a predicted model, not a curated record.